Piliocolobus tephrosceles (Ugandan red Colobus) is the source of this 6972-nucleotide messenger RNA. It is a transcript of the gene CACNA1C, whose product is annotated as calcium voltage-gated channel subunit alpha1 C. The transcript has 50 exons. Lineage: Eukaryota; Metazoa; Chordata; Mammalia; Primates; Cercopithecidae. Gene Ontology annotation, molecular function: high voltage-gated calcium channel activity. Bases 1 to 6972 code for a protein of 2323 amino acids. The record is from RefSeq and is a predicted model, not a curated record. Gene Ontology annotation, cellular component: voltage-gated calcium channel complex; membrane. Gene Ontology annotation, biological process: calcium ion import across plasma membrane.
AUGGUCAAUGAGAAUACGAGGAUGUACAUUCCAGAGGAAAACCACCAAGGUUCCAACUAUGGGAGCCCACGCCCCGCCCAUGCCAACAUGAAUGCCAAUGCGGCCGCGGGACUGGCCCCUGAGCACAUCCCCACCCCGGGGGCCGCCCUGUCCUGGCAGGCGGCCAUCGAUGCAGCCCGGCAGGCUAAGCUGAUGGGCAGCGCUGGCAACGCGACCAUCUCCACAGUCAGCUCCACGCAGCGGAAGCGGCAGCAAUACGGGAAGCCCAAGAAGCAGGGCAGCACCACGGCCACACGCCCGCCCCGAGCCCUGCUCUGCCUGACCCUGAAGAACCCCAUCCGGAGGGCCUGCAUCAGCAUUGUCGAAUGGAAAUAUCCUUUACCAUUUGAAAUAAUUAUUUUACUGACUAUUUUUGCCAAUUGUGUGGCCUUAGCGAUCUAUAUUCCCUUUCCAGAAGAUGAUUCCAACGCCACUAAUUCCAACCUGGAACGAGUGGAAUAUCUCUUUCUCAUAAUUUUUACGGUGGAAGCAUUUUUAAAAGUCAUCGCCUAUGGACUCCUGUUUCACCCCAAUGCCUACCUCCGCAACGGCUGGAAUCUGCUCGAUUUUAUCAUUGUGGUUGUGGGGCUUUUUAGUGCAAUUUUAGAACAAGCAACCAAAGCAGACGGGGCAAAUGCUCUCGGAGGGAAAGGGGCCGGAUUUGAUGUGAAAGCGCUGAGGGCCUUCCGCGUGCUGCGACCCCUGCGGCUGGUGUCCGGAGUCCCAAGUCUCCAGGUGGUCCUGAAUUCCAUCAUCAAGGCCAUGGUCCCCCUGCUGCACAUCGCCCUGCUCGUGCUGUUUGUCAUCAUCAUCUACGCCAUCAUCGGCCUGGAGCUCUUCAUGGGGAAGAUGCACAAGACCUGCUACAACCAGGAGGGCAUAGCAGAUGUUCCAGCAGAAGAUGACCCUUCCCCUUGUGCGCUGGAAACAGGCCAUGGGCGGCAGUGCCAGAACGGCACGGUGUGCAAGCCCGGCUGGGAUGGUCCCAAGCACGGCAUCACCAACUUUGACAACUUUGCCUUCGCCAUGCUCACGGUGUUCCAGUGCAUCACCAUGGAGGGCUGGACGGACGUGCUGUACUGGGUCAAUGAUGCCGUAGGAAGGGACUGGCCCUGGAUCUAUUUUGUUACACUAAUCAUCAUAGGGUCAUUUUUUGUACUUAACUUGGUUCUCGGUGUGCUUAGCGGAGAGUUUUCCAAAGAGAGGGAGAAGGCCAAGGCCCGGGGAGAUUUCCAGAAGCUGCGGGAGAAGCAGCAGCUAGAAGAGGAUCUCAAAGGCUACCUGGACUGGAUCACUCAGGCCGAAGACAUCGAUCCCGAGAACGAGGACGAAGGCAUGGAUGAGGAGAAGCCCCGAAACAUGAGCAUGCCCACCAGUGAGACCGAGUCCGUCAACACCGAAAACGUGGCUGGAGGUGACAUCGAGGGAGAAAACUGCGGGGCCAGGCUGGCCCACCGGAUCUCCAAGUCAAAGUUCAGCCGCUACUGGCGCCGGUGGAACCGGUUCUGCAGAAGAAAGUGCCGUGCCGCAGUCAAGUCUAAUGUCUUCUACUGGCUGGUGAUUUUCCUGGUGUUCCUCAACACUCUCACCAUUGCCUCUGAGCACUACAACCAGCCCCACUGGCUCACAGAAGUCCAAGACACGGCGAACAAGGCCCUGCUGGCCCUGUUCACGGCAGAGAUGCUCCUGAAGAUGUACAGCCUGGGCCUGCAGGCCUACUUCGUGUCCCUCUUCAACCGCUUUGACUGCUUCGUCGUGUGUGGCGGCAUCCUGGAGACCAUCCUGGUGGAGACCAAGAUCAUGUCCCCCCUGGGCAUCUCCGUGCUCAGAUGUGUCCGGUUGCUGAGGAUAUUCAAGAUCACGAGGUACUGGAACUCCUUGAGCAACCUGGUGGCAUCCUUGCUGAACUCUGUGCGCUCCAUCGCCUCCCUGCUCCUUCUCCUCUUCCUCUUCAUCAUCAUCUUCUCCCUCCUGGGGAUGCAGCUCUUUGGAGGAAAGUUCAACUUUGAUGAGAUGCAGACCCGGAGGAGCACAUUUGAUAACUUCCCCCAGUCCCUCCUCACUGUGUUUCAGAUCCUGACCGGGGAGGACUGGAAUUCGGUGAUGUAUGAUGGGAUCAUGGCUUAUGGCGGCCCCUCUUUUCCAGGGAUGUUAGUCUGUAUUUACUUCAUCAUCCUCUUCAUCUGUGGAAACUAUAUCCUACUGAAUGUGUUCUUGGCCAUUGCUGUGGACAACCUGGCUGACGCCGAGAGCCUCACAUCUGCCCAAAAGGAGGAGGAAGAGGAGAAGGAGAGAAAGAAGCUGGCCAGGACUGCCAGCCCAGAGAAGAAACAAGAGAUGGUAGAGAAGCCGGCAGUGGAGGAAUCCAAGGAGGAGAAGAUUGAGCUGAAAUCCAUCACGGCUGACGGAGAGUCUCCACCCACCACCAAGAUCAACAUGGAUGACCUCCAGCCUAAUGAAAAUGAGGAUAAGAGCCCCUACCCCAACCCAGAAACUACAGGAGAAGAGGAUGAGGAGGAGCCAGAGAUGCCUGUCGGCCCUCGCCCACGACCACUCUCUGAGCUUCACCUUAAGGAAAAGGCAGUGCCCAUGCCAGAAGCCAGCGCGUUUUUCAUCUUCAGCUCUAACAACAGGUUUCGCCUCCAGUGCCACCGCAUUGUCAACGACACGAUCUUCACCAACCUGAUCCUCUUCUUCAUUCUGCUCAGCAGCAUUUCCCUGGCUGCUGAGGACCCGGUCCAGCACACCUCCUUCAGGAACCAUAUUCUGUUUUAUUUUGAUAUUGUUUUUACCACCAUUUUCACCAUUGAAAUUGCUCUGAAGAUCCUAGGCAAUGCAGACUAUGUCUUCACUAGUAUCUUUACAUUAGAAAUUAUCCUUAAGAUGACGGCUUAUGGGGCAUUUCUGCACAAGGGCUCUUUCUGCCGGAACUACUUCAACAUCCUGGACCUGCUGGUGGUCAGCGUGUCCCUCAUCUCCUUCGGCAUCCAGUCCAGUGCAAUCAAUGUCGUGAAGAUCUUGCGAGUCCUGCGAGUACUCCGGCCCCUGAGGGCUAUCAACAGGGCCAAGGGGCUAAAGCAUGUGGUUCAGUGUGUGUUUGUCGCUAUCCGGACCAUCGGGAACAUCGUGAUUGUCACCACCCUGCUGCAGUUCAUGUUCGCCUGCAUCGGGGUCCAGCUCUUCAAGGGAAAGCUGUACACCUGUUCAGACAGUUCCAAGCAGACAGAGGCGGAAUGCAAGGGCAACUACAUCACGUACAAAGACGGGGAGGUUGACCACCCCAUCAUCCAACCCCGCAGCUGGGAGAACAGCAAGUUUGACUUUGACAAUGUUCUGGCAGCCAUGAUGGCCCUCUUCACCGUCUCCACCUUCGAAGGGUGGCCAGAGCUGCUGUACCGCUCCAUCGACUCCCACACCGAAGACAGGGGUCCCAUCUACAACUACCGCGUGGAGAUCUCCAUCUUCUUCAUCAUCUACAUCAUCAUCAUCGCCUUCUUCAUGAUGAACAUCUUUGUGGGCUUCGUCAUUGUCACCUUCCAGGAGCAGGGGGAGCAGGAGUACAAGAACUGUGAGCUGGACAAGAACCAGCGACAGUGUGUGGAAUACGCCCUCAAGGCCCGGCCCCUGCGGAGGUAUAUCCCCAAGAACCAGCACCAGUACAAAGUGUGGUACGUGGUCAACUCCACCUACUUCGAGUACCUGAUGUUCGUCCUCAUCCUGCUCAACACCAUCUGCCUGGCCAUGCAGCACUACGGCCAGAGCUGCCUGUUCAAAAUCGCCAUGAACAUCCUCAACAUGCUCUUCACCGGUCUCUUCACCGUGGAGAUGAUCCUGAAGCUCAUUGCCUUCAAACCCAAGGGUUACUUUAGUGAUCCCUGGAAUGUUUUUGACUUCCUCAUCGUAAUUGGCAGCAUAAUUGACGUCAUUCUCAGUGAGACUAAUCACUAUUUCUGUGAUGCAUGGAAUACAUUUGACGCCUUGAUUGUUGUGGGUAGCAUUGUUGAUAUAGCAAUCACCGAGGUAAACCCAGCUGAACAUACCCAAUGCUCUCCCUCUAUGAACGCAGAGGAAAACUCGCGCAUCUCCAUCACCUUCUUCCGCCUAUUCCGGGUCAUGCGCCUGGUGAAGCUGCUGAGCCGCGGGGAGGGCAUCCGGACGCUGCUGUGGACCUUCAUCAAGUCCUUCCAGGCCCUGCCCUAUGUGGCUCUCCUGAUCGUGAUGCUGUUCUUCAUCUAUGCGGUGAUCGGGAUGCAGGUGUUUGGGAAAAUUGCCCUGAAUGAUACCACAGAGAUCAACCGGAACAACAACUUUCAGACCUUCCCCCAGGCCGUGCUGCUCCUCUUCAGGUGUGCCACCGGGGAGGCCUGGCAGGACAUCAUGCUGGCCUGCAUGCCAGGCAAGAAGUGUGCCCCGGAGUCCGAGCCCAGCAACAGCACGGAGGGUGAAACACCCUGUGGCAGCAGCUUUGCCGUCUUCUACUUCAUCAGCUUCUACAUGCUCUGUGCCUUCCUGAUCAUCAACCUCUUUGUAGCUGUCAUCAUGGACAACUUUGACUACCUGACAAGAGACUGGUCCAUCCUCGGUCCCCACCACCUGGAUGAGUUUAAAAGAAUCUGGGCCGAGUAUGACCCUGAAGCCAAGGGUCGUAUCAAACACCUGGAUGUGGUGACCCUCCUCCGGCGGAUUCAGCCCCCACUGGGUUUUGGGAAGUUGUGCCCUCACCGCGUGGCUUGCAAACGCCUGGUCUCCAUGAACAUGCCUCUGAACAGCGACGGGACAGUCAUGUUCAAUGCCACCCUGUUUGCCCUGGUCAGGACAGCCCUGAGGAUCAAAACAGAAGGGAACCUCGAACAGGCCAAUGAGGAGCUGCGGGCCAUCAUCAAGAAGAUCUGGAAGCGGACCAGCAUGAAGCUGCUGGACCAGGUGGUGCCCCCUGCGGGCGAGGGAACCUUUCAGAGAACUCCAGACCUUUCCAAAGAUGGCUGUGAGAAGGGGGCGAUGUGCCCUUCCCCACCUGCCACCCACCGACUGCCCUCCAUGCCUUCAUCCCUCCUGGAUGGGCAAGUGGAUUCUUCCAUGAGAGGGCAGCCCAGCCCCCAGUUCACACACAGACAAACCUUCCGGAGGGUCAACUGGCUGGGUGGAGGAUGCCAGGGCCCUGGAGGGACAGGCCUUGGCCCGAGGCUGUGGCUGGCUGGGUGGAGGAUGCCAGGGCCCUGGAGGGACAGGCCUUGGCCCGAGGCUGUGGCUGGCUGGGUGGAGGAUGCCAGGGCCCUGGAGGGACAGGCCUUGGCCCGAGGCUAUGACUGGCUGGCGAGCUUGGAGAAAAGGGAGCACGAUCCUCACCAUCCUCCGCUUGGGUUCCAGGCUGGCUUGCGCACACUGCAUGACAUCGGGCCUGAGAUCCGACGGGCCAUCUCUGGAGAUCUCACCGCUGAGGAGGAGCUGGACAAGGCCAUGAAGGAGGCUGUGUCCGCUGCUUCUGAAGAUGACAUCUUCAGGAGGGCCGGUGGCCUGUUCGGCAACCACGUCAGCUACUACCAAAGUGACAGCCGGAGCGCCUUCCCCCAGACCUUCACCACUCAGCGCCCGCUGCACAUCAACAAGGCGGGCAGCAGCCAGGGCGACACUGAGUCGCCGUCCCACGAGAAGCUGGUGGACUCCACCUUCACCCCCAGCAGCUACUCGUCCACCGGCUCCAACGCCAACAUCAACAACGCCAACAACACCGCCCUGGGUCGCCUCCCUCGCCCCGCUGGCUACCCCAGCACGGUCAGCACUGUGGAGGGCCAUGGGCCGCCUUUGUCCCCUGCCAUCCGGGUGCAGGAGGUGGCGUGGAAGCUCAGCUCCAACAGGGAAAGGCACGCCCUGGUGUGGGAGGGUCUGGAGCUCAGGAGGGAUUCAGGCUCAGCAGGGACUCAGGCUCACUGCCCUCUGCUCAGGAGAGCAAACUCCUCUAGGUGCCACUCCGGGGAGAGCCAGCCAGCCAUGGCGGGUCCGGAGGAGACGUGUCAGGAUGAGACCUGUGAAGUGAAGAUGAACCACGACACGGAGGCCUGCAGUGAGCCCAGCCUGCUCUCCACAGAGAUGCUGUCCUACCAGGAUGACGAAAAUCGGCAACUGACGCUCCCAGAGGAGGACAAGAGGGACAUCCGGCAAUCCCCAAAGAGGGGUUUCCUCCGCUCCGCCUCACUAGGUCGAAGGGCCUCCUUCCACCUGGAAUGUCUGAAGCGACAGAAGGACCGAGGGGGAGACAUCUCUCAGAAGACAGUCCUGCCCUUGCAUCUGGUCCAUCAUCAGGCAUUGGCAGUGGCAGGCCUGAGCCCCCUCCUCCAGAGAAGCCAUUCCCCUGCCUCAUUCCCCAGGCCUUUUGCCACCCCGCCGGCCACACCUGGCAGCCGAGGCUGGCCGCCACAGCCCAUCCCCACCCUGCGGCUGGAGGGCGCCGAGUCCAGUGAGAAACUCAACAGCAGCUUCCCGUCCAUCCACUGCGGCUCCUGGGCUGAGACCACCCCCGGGGGCGGGGACAGCAGCGCCACCCGGAGAGCCCGGCCCGUCUCCCUCAUGGUGCCCGGCCAGGCUGGGGCCCCGGGGAGGCAGUUCCACGGCAGUGCCAGCAGCCUGGUGGAAGCGGUCUUGAUUUCUGAAGGACUGGGGCAGUUCGCUCAAGAUCCCAAGUUCAUCGAGGUCACCACCCAGGAGCUGGCGGACGCCUGCGACAUGACCAUAGAGGAGAUGGAGAGCGCGGCCGACAACAUCCUCAGCGGGGGCGCCCCACAGAGCCCCAAUGGCGCCCUCUUACCCUUUGUGAACUGCAGGGACGCGGGGCAGGACCGAGCCGGGGGCGAAGAGGACGGGGGCUGUGCGCGCGCGCGGGGGCGCCUGAGCGAGGAGGAGCUCCAGGACAGCAGGGUCUACGUCAGCAGCCUGUAG